AUGUCAACAAAUAAUUCCAAUUUUAAUUUUGAAUGGAAAUCUUCAUCAACUCCAACAAAAAAAGAAACAGAUGAUCAAGAAUAUAAUAUUUUAUUAUUGGGUGUAACUGGAAGUGGUAAAUCAACUUUUAUUAAUUCUGCUUAUAAUUAUUUAAAAUAUUCAUCAUUAGAAGAGGCAAUUGCAAAAGGUGAUAUUAAUAAAAUGUUUAUUAUACCAACAAAAAUUAAUAUGACUGAUUCAAAAUCUAUUAAUUAUUCAUUUUCAAUAAAUGGUUCAUCAAUGAUUCAAACAAAUAAUGAAAUUGGUAAUAAAAGUAAUGAAAAUGGUAAAUCAAUGGUUGAUAAUAAUGAAAUGAAUCCAGAUCAAAUUAAAAUUGGUGAAUCAGUUACUAGGGUUCCAAAAAAGUAUCCAUUAAUUUAUAAUGGUAGAUUAUAUAACUUAAUUGAUACAUGUGGAAUUGGUGACACUCGUGGUAUUCAACAAGAUUCUAUAAAUUUUGAAUUAAUAUUAUCACAAAUUUCACAAUUAAAAUAUUUACAUGGUAUAUGUAUUUUUAUGAAACCAAAUGAUAGUAGAUCAACAAUCCUAUAUAAAUGGUGUUUAAGUGAAUUGUUAACUAAAUUACACCAUUCAGCUAAAGAUAAUAUUAUGUUUUGUUUUCCAAAUUCUCGUGGUACAUUCUUUCGUUCAGGUGAUUCUCAACUAACUUUAAAAAAUUAUUUACAACAAUUAAAGUUAGACUUAAAUAUUGAUAUUGAAAAUAGUAAUAAUUGUAAUUUUACAAAUAGAUCAUUAGAGAGUAGAGAAUUUUAUUUUGAUAAUGAUGCACUUCAUUUCUUGGCUGUAAAAUCACAAGGCGGUCAUUUCGAUCAAACUGAACAAGCUCAAUAUCAUUAUAGUUGGACAAAAUCUUCAGUUUCUUUGAAAAGAUUACUUACUAAAAUUCAAAGUAUGCCACCACAUGAUGUAAGAAAUACAAUUUCAAUUAAUUAUGCAAGGGAAAUGAUUUCACAAUUGGCAAAACCAAUGUCGGUUUGUUUAAAAAAUAUUAAUGAUAAUUUAAAUGAAAUUAAUAAACACAAGAAAAAAUUAAGAAAAUCUUUACAUCAAGUUUCAUUAAAUCAACAACAACAAAAUCAAAAUCAAAAUAACAUAACAAUUGGUUCGACAGAUUUGAGUGUAGUUAAUGAUUUAAUUUCAAAAGAAUUACAAGAAAGUUUAUUUAUUCCAAUUAUUCAAGUUACAUCAAUGCCAUUAUCUCGUCCAAAAGCAGUUUGUAUAAAUUCAUUUUGUAUUGAAAAAGAAAAAUAUAAAUUAUCAAGACAAAUUGAAUUCCCAUCAUCAUCGUCCUCCUCUGAUUCAAAUGAUGAUAAUGAUGAUUCAAAUUCAACAAAUAAAAUUAGAUUUUGUUGUGAAAAUUGUUUUGGGGGCUUAUUAGGAAAUCUUUAUUUAUGUUUUAGCUAUGAUGUAAAUGGUAAAUGUAAAAGUUGUUAUAAAUCAAAUGGUUCUUUAUGUCAUCAUUCUGAUCAUAUAAUUAUUAAAUCAAUUGAAUCAAACAAUCCAAUUAAAAAUCAACCUCUACAACAACAUCAAUCAAAUGAUAGUUUUGAAAAUAUUAAAGAAAAUACUAAUCAAUUAAUUAAACAAUUAAAAGAAAGAAAAAAACUAUAUGAAAAAGAAUUUCAAGAGAUUUCAAAUGCAUCUGUUCAUUUCUCAUUAUUUCUCUCCAAGAAUUCAUUAAUUCAAGUUAAUAAUGAAUAUGAAAAUUUUAUUAAUUUACAAAUUUCAAAUGAAAAAUCUCAAGACUCAAUUAAAAUAUUGGUUAAACAUUUACAAGAUUAUAAGAUUCAAGUUGAUUCACAAAGAAAAGCAAUAGAAUCUGAACUCAAUUAUUUUUUUAUUUUUAGUAAAGAAAAAAAAAAAAAAAAAAAAAAAAAAAGGGUUAUUUUUGUUUUUUUUUUUUUUUAA
Dictyostelium discoideum AX4 is the source of this 1968-nucleotide messenger RNA. RefSeq lists its product as hypothetical. NCBI's taxonomy places the organism in Eukaryota, Evosea, Eumycetozoa, Dictyosteliales, Dictyosteliaceae. Bases 1 to 1968 code for a protein of 655 amino acids. The transcript is spliced from 2 exons. The record is from RefSeq and is a predicted model, not a curated record.